UGAUGUUGCUAGGCAACAGGACUCAAACAGGUGCAGGCCAACCGAAGAAGAAUUCGGUGCUGAACUGUUGGAAACUUUCCCAGUUGGAUAAAAUAAAACAGAUAAAAGUGCCUCUGCUGCUGCUGCUGCUAUACGUGGGGUCAAGAUGAGUGUGACUGAUGGAAAUAACAACUCACACCAACUGACGCGUACUGACACAAGUCUGAACAUACCGAAGGCUGGGAAACUGAAACCUGUAGGAGACAGAGCAGAGACCUGCUUACAAGAAGAGGCGAGGCCCCCCACCCCGCCGGUGAUAAGGAAAUUUCGCAGCAGCACCCAUCCAGAGCCAGGGGCCAUCAGAGUGCACCAAGGGAAGGCAAACGAUCCAGAUGUUGCCAGCACCCUUGUCCAUGGCAUCAACACCAAAUCUUCCCUCGGUGCCAGCAGUUUGUUGAAUCCCCCCCAAAAGACCUUGUUCCAGCAGAGGUUGCAAGAGCUCGGUGAAGCAGUGUACGCCUCUAGUCAAAAAGGGCCACUUGGCAGGUCCCAUGAUCAGCGUGCGGGACUUCCCACUUGGUGUAACGACAAAAACACAUAUGGUGUGAAAACAGUUAGAGGGGUGGAUGUGCGUGAGAUUAUUAACCCUCCAAAAACAGCAGAGGAAUUGGAGAGGGAAGCUCAGGAAGGACACAGCGCUUACAUUCAUAGCCACAACGCCUAUUUUGUUGGUGAGCGCAUUGACAGGAAGUACAACUGGAGCGACUACAGUAAAGAUGGCAGGUUUGGGAUCAUCACGCCUCAUUUCAACGACGGCCGCAAUAUUGGAAAAACUCUCCACUGGCUGGGCGAAACAAAGAAGAUUUACAAUGCAAGCAAUGGUUGGAAGAGAUCUGGGAACAAGGAAAAGAUGGCACAACAACUCGGCAAAACGAUUAAUGUGCGAGGAAAGACCUUGAAUAUUCCACCAGAUCACACCUUUGGAAGUUUCCUGCCAACCGAUGAAUUUGGUGUUGGAGAUAUAAUCCACUCCACUAAGCUGGGUCAUUAUGUGAGAGGCAGAGAUCAACAGCGCGGUCUAGUCAACGCAGUGCAACACCGCCUGAAGAAGGUCAACUUCCACAACUUCCCCUCCCUGCUGGAGGCGUUCAGACAUUAUGACAAGAAAGGCAAGGGGGCGAUUGAUAAAGAAGACCUGCAGGCAGUGUGCGAUCAGUUCCAGCUGGGUGUCAGCGGGCAGGUCCUGGACGACCUGAUAGACUACUGUGACAUGGACAAGGACGGACUUAUCAACUUCCUGGAGUUUGCUAACUUUCUCAACUGGAAGGACAAGAUGCCCAUCAAGAGUCGAGAGCAACACAUUCUGACAAACGAGCGUCAGACCAGCUCAGCUCCAGCCAACAUGGAGAGGAGGCCUUCGCCAGAAUCUGCUGAUUCUGAAGAGCGUCGUGUCUCUCAGGCCUUAAUUAAACCUGAGGACCUGGAACCUGUUGAGCCAGGCAGCUCUUUGAAAACCCUUAGGACCCUGAGGCGACCCAGGGCAGUCCAAGACCAAUUCAUGACCUCCUCUUCCCUCAUCGGGCCUGUCAGUGAUACAUUUACAUCAAGCAGUCGUACCUACGGGAUCCCGUCUGUGCGCUCCGACCUUCCAGCUCCCCGUUUAAAGAGAGUCAGUGACAGAACCAGCUAUGGUGUUGCGACAGCUCGAGAUCUCCUGCGUCCAUCAGUUCACGCCCUUCAGGGUGUUCAUGAAAAACAUUUCUUCUGUCCUCGCACCAAGCAGGAGAUUGCAGAAAUCUUCAGGAAUGUGGGUGUGAAUAUUUCUGAGGAGGUGUUUGAGGAGGCCUGGAAGUUGGCGUCCAUGAGGCAUCCGGCAGGGGAGGUUUGUGUGGAGGUUUUCCGUAACGUACUCAAAGAAAUAAAAGCGAUGUAACACUCAAGA
This is a messenger RNA of Acanthopagrus latus (yellowfin seabream), 1921 nucleotides long. RefSeq names its product EF-hand domain family, member B (gene efhb). The transcript has 13 exons. Bases 146 to 1912 code for a protein of 588 amino acids. NCBI's taxonomy places the organism in Eukaryota, Metazoa, Chordata, Actinopteri, Spariformes, Sparidae. Gene Ontology annotation, molecular function: calcium ion binding. The record is from RefSeq and is a predicted model, not a curated record.